CGUGAAUAUUUAUCUUAAAGCAUACUUCAAACACAUUCGUAGUAGAAUUAGUAUAUUACUCAUUUAAAACUAGUUAUAUCAAAACAAAAUAUGAGUACGAUGGCAGAUGUUGUUGACACAGCUGGCGAAGAGCAAAUGCCCUUCAGUGAUAUUGAAGAAUUGACCUCUCAUGGCAUUGGAAUGACCGAUAUUGUGCGUCUUAAACAGGCUGGGAUCUGCACUGUACAAGGAGUCCACAUGUCUACCAAGAGAUUUCUAUUAAAAAUCAAAGGAUUCAGUGAAGCUAAAGUAGACAAACUCAAGGAAGCGGCUUCAAAGAUGUGUCCGGUGAAUUUUGCUACCGCAAUGGAACUGAGUCAAACUCGCAAGCGAGUAUGGAACAUUUCUACCGGUUCGGAAGCAUUGAAUGGUAUCCUAGGAGGAGGGAUUCAAUCAAUGAGCAUUACAGAAGUUUUCGGUGAAUUUCGAUGCGGUAAAACACAAAUGUCUCAUACCCUUUGUGUUACGGCUCAGCUUCCUAAGGAGAUGGGCGGUGCAGAAGGAAAAGUAGCCUUUAUUGAUACAGAAGGAACAUUCAGGCCUGAUCGUAUUAAAGCAAUUGCUGAUCGUUACGGCAUAGAUCCCGAUCUAACAAUGGAAAACAUUAUUGUCAGUCGUGCCUAUAAUUCUGAACAACAAAUGGAUUAUAUCACAAAAUUGGGAACCAUUUUUGCCGAAGAUGGUCAAUAUCGCCUUCUUAUUGUGGAUUCCAUUAUGGCGCUUUUCCGAGUAGAUUACUCUGGAAGAGGUGAGCUGUCAGAGCGCCAACAAAAAUUAAACAUCAUGUUAGCUCGAUUAAACCACAUUUCAGAGGAGUUUAAUAUAGCCGUGUUUGUCACUAAUCAAGUUCAAGCAGACCCUGGUGCUGCUCUCAUGUUUGCUUCCAAUGACCGUAAACCGGUCGGCGGACAUGUCAUGGCCCAUGCUAGUGCUACUCGUCUGUUAUUGAGAAAAGGACGAGGAGAAGAGCGUGUUGCUAAACUAAAUGAUUCCCCAGAUAUGCCUGAAGCAGAGUGUAGUUACGUAAUUACGCCUGGAGGAAUUGCUGAUGUAUCGUAAUUCUAUCAAAAUCGACUUUAAAAAAAGAGGAAAGAGGAAAAGAGAGAAAAUAACAUUGAACCCAUACAAUGAAGCAUCAGUCUCCGAAAUAUCUUAGCAAUGCAGGCAUUCAAUCCAGAAGGAUAAAAGCAAAAAUUAAUGGUGCAAAAUAUUAUAUUUCCCUUGACUCUCG
Molecule: messenger RNA, 1270 nt
Organism: Schizosaccharomyces cryophilus OY26
Lineage: Eukaryota; Fungi; Ascomycota; Schizosaccharomycetes; Schizosaccharomycetales; Schizosaccharomycetaceae
Product: RecA family ATPase Dmc1
Exons: 2
Coding region: 91-1098 (335 amino acids)
Biological process (GO): DNA repair; DNA recombinase assembly; reciprocal meiotic recombination
Cellular component (GO): nucleus; condensed nuclear chromosome
Molecular function (GO): double-stranded DNA binding; DNA strand exchange activity; ATP binding
Source: RefSeq, a predicted model, not a curated record